AUGUAUUUACUGGGUCAUGAUUUUGAGUUGUUAACAGAUCAUCGUCCAUUGGAAUUUAUAUUCUCGCCUAAGUCUAAACCAUGUGCUCGAGUUGAAAGGUGGAUGCUUAGAAUGCAACCUUUUAAAUAUGUUGUGAAAUAUAUUCCAGGAUCACAGAAUAUUGCAGAUUCUCUAUCACGGUUAUUAGUGGUACCGAAAAAUGAAUCAAAACAAGGAGAAAUAAAUCAAGCUGAGGAGUAUAUACGUUUUGUUGCAUCUGAAUCUACACCAAACGCUGUAAAGAUUGAAGAUGUGGAUAAAAUGUCACUUAAUGACAAAGAAUUACAAAAUAUUAGAAAUUGUUUGUUAAAUGGAAGAUGGCAAGAUUUGCUAAACAAACAGUAUUUAACAGUGAAACAGGAACUUAGUUCUAUAGGUCAUAUUGUUCUUCGUGGAACAAGACUUAUUAUACCGACUGAAUUGAGGAAUCAGAUACUGAAGUUAGGACAUGAGGAACAUCCUGGAAUUGUUUUAAUGAAACAAAGAUUAAGAUCAAAAGUUUGGUGGCCAAACAUGGACAAGAGUAUUGAAGAGUAUUGUAAGUCUUGUUAUGGGUGCCAGCUUGUCGCAAACCCAGAGAAACCAGAACCGAUGAUACGAACGUCACUUCCGUCUAAACCGUGGGAACAGAUAUCAGCAGAUUUUUUAGGACCGUUACCGUCUGGAGAAUAUCUAUUUACCGUUGUUGACUACUAUUCAAGAUGGUUGGAAGUGACAAUUAUGAGUAAAAGUACAAGCGCAGACCGUGUAAUUGAUGCUCUGGACAAAAAGUUUACUAUACAUGGUUUACCUAUUUCAAUCGCAACUGACAAUGGACCUCAAUUUAUUAGUGACACUUUUAAAACAUACUUGGAUCAAAAUGGUAUAGUGCAUAGAAGAAUUACACCCUUAUGGCCAGCUGCCAACGGGGAAAUAGAGCGUCAGAACCGUUCAUUGCUAAAGCGCAUGCGUAUUGCAAAUGCUGAGAAAAAGAACUUGAGUACUGAAAUACAAACGUUUUGA
Molecule: messenger RNA, 1041 nt
Organism: Mytilus trossulus (common blue mussel)
Lineage: Eukaryota; Metazoa; Mollusca; Bivalvia; Mytilida; Mytilidae
Exons: 1
Coding region: 1-1041 (346 amino acids)
Biological process (GO): DNA integration
Molecular function (GO): nucleic acid binding
Source: RefSeq, a predicted model, not a curated record